CCAGGCUUCCCUCAGACCCGCUCCCUUCGCGCCGCCGUGUGGACCAGCGGCUGGCUGACAGACUCGCCCGCGGCAUGAACCGGGGCCAACGCGGAGGCGGCGGAGCUGGGAGCCGCGGCGGCCUCGGCACCAUGGAAGUGAAGAGCAAGUUUGGUGCAGAAUACCGGCGCUUUUCUUUGGAAAGGUCCAAGCCUGGAAAAUUUGAGGAAUUCUAUGGAUUACUGCAGCAUGUUCACAAAAUACCCAACAUUGAUGUCUUAGUUGGAUAUAUAGACAUUCAUGGAGAUCUCUUGCCUAUCAACAACGAUGACAAUUAUCACAAAGCAGUUUCUACAGCCAAUCCUUUGCUUAGAAUUUUUAUUCAAAGGAAAGAAGAUGCAGACUACAGUGCCUUUGGGAUGGAUACCAUAACAAGGAAGAAAAAUGUCUUGACAAACGUGUUGCGUCCAGAUAACCAUAGAAAAAAGCCUCACAUUGUCAUUAGCAUGCCGCAAGACUUCAGACCAGUAUCUUCUAUAUAGAUGUAGACCUACUUCCAGAAACCCCAUCGCAGAGUGCAGCUUUAUAAAUAUGGAACGGACAAGCCUCUAGGAUUUUAUAUACGGGAUGGCUCUAGUGUCAGAGUAACGCCUCAUGGGUUAGAGAAAGUACCAGGAAUUUUCAUAUCUAGGCUUGUCCCUGGUGGACUGGCUCAAAGUACGGGCUUAUUAGCUGUAAAUGAUGAAGUUCUGGAAGUAAACGGUAUAGAAGUUUCAGGUAAAAGCCUUGAUCAGGUUACAGAUAUGAUGGUUGCUAACAGUCGAAACUUAAUAAUUACUGUGAGACCAGCGAAUCAGAGAAACAAUGUUGUUAGGAACAGCCGGACUUCUGGUAGCUCAGGACAGUCUACAGAUACCAGCCUUCCAAGUUACACUCCACAUACUGUGCCCAUAUACCACCCUGAAGAAGAGGAAGACAGUGAUGAAGAUGAUAUUAUUAUUGAAGAUAAUGGUGAGCCACAACAAAUUCCAAAAGCUGCUCCUUCCAGUGACAGCAUUGAGUCACUGACACAAACUGAAACCAAUCAUGAAUCUGUGCAGAAUGGUUUAAUUUCUUCCAGAGAAGUAAACUUGUAUUGUUCAACUGGCAGCAUUAACAUGGAGUAUGAAAUCCAGGACUCAGACCCAAAGACUUUAGAAGAAGAUGGGACAAUCAUAACAUUGUGAAACUACAACGGCUUAUUUGCU
Molecule: messenger RNA, 1226 nt
Organism: Lacerta agilis (Sand lizard)
Lineage: Eukaryota; Metazoa; Chordata; Lepidosauria; Squamata; Lacertidae
Gene: PARD6B
Product: par-6 family cell polarity regulator beta
Exons: 3
Coding region: 75-521 (148 amino acids)
Biological process (GO): centrosome cycle; establishment or maintenance of cell polarity; regulation of cellular localization
Cellular component (GO): cell cortex; nucleus; apical plasma membrane
Molecular function (GO): protein kinase C binding
Source: RefSeq, a predicted model, not a curated record